AAGGCCUGUGGUGUCGGUGACGCUCGGCUAACCGUGACCACAUGUUUUCCGCCACCCGUUCCUUUUUCCGCCGCGGCGGCGGCGCCGUGCGUAGAGCGCGGUAGGCCAAUGACGCGUCCCGUCCCCUGCGCCCCCCCCAGGUGCAGCCCCGGCUACGUGGGCGAGUACUGCCAUCACCCGGACCCCUGCCGCCCCGGCUACUGCCUCAACGGCGGCAACUGCAGCGUGACGGGGAAGCCGGGCAGCCCCGCCUGCUCCUGCCCGCUGGCCUUCACCGGACCCAACUGCCAGACGCCCCAGAACUCCUCCUGCUACCCCAACAACCCCUGCGCCCACCAGGGCACCUGCACCCUGCUCUCGCUGGACAAGCACGAGUGCCACUGCCCGCAGGGCUGGACGGGUCCCGACUGCACCCGGAGGACAGCGGGUUUCCCGGCCCGCCCCAAACGGGGGCGGGACCCCCUGCCGGGGGGCCGCUUAGCGGGCCCUCCCCCGGGGAGGGGCGGCCCCCGCUGCCAGAACGACACGGACGAGGGGCGCGCGCCCCCGUCCAAAACGGCGGCGCCUGCGUGA
This is a messenger RNA of Anguilla rostrata (American eel), 573 nucleotides long. RefSeq names its product notch homolog 2 N-terminal-like protein A. The transcript is spliced from 2 exons. Bases 109 to 573 code for a protein of 154 amino acids. The record is from RefSeq and is a predicted model, not a curated record. Lineage: Eukaryota; Metazoa; Chordata; Actinopteri; Anguilliformes; Anguillidae.